UAGGUUAUCAUUUCCUCAUUUUUAAGCCUUUGUCUUUCAAGGGGACCACAAUCUUUUGCGAUCUCCUGAUUGUGAAGAUUGUGAAGGAAGUCUCUGCCCCCACUCCAGUGGACCUUGGAUGAGAUCUUGCUCUAGAAGGAAUCAUGAACCUCUGGCUUUGGUCACUUUACUUCCUGCCACUAUCUGGGGCUCUGAGGAUCCUCCCAGAAGUACAGCUGGAUGGAGAGCUGGGUGGAUCCGUUAUCAUCGAGUGUCCGCUUUCUGAUGUGCACAUGAGGAUGUAUCUGUGCCGGGAGAUGGCUACAUCUGGAAUAUGUGCUACUGUGGUGUCCAACAGCUUUGUCAAGGACGAAUACAGGAAUCGUGUCUCUCUGAAGCCAUGCUCAGACAAGAAUCUGUUCCUAGUAGAGAUAACAGAGCUGACUGAAAGUGAUAGUGGAGUCUAUGCCUGUGGGUUGGGCAAAUUCACAGACCGGGGCAAGACCCAGAAAGUCACCCUGAAUGUACACAAUGAAUAUGAGCCAUUCUGGGAAGAGGAGCCGAUACCUGAGCCUCCAAAAUUGUUUCACAAAUUUCUGCACCUGCAGGUGCCCACCUGGUUCCAGACGGUUGCACAAACCAAUUCUGAAAUCAUAUCCAAAGUUACUACGCCAACUCAAAAGAUUGAGGGUCUUACGGUUCACCAUUCUGCCCCCACCACUCCAGUAACCCAUCAUCCUCAAGUUUCCACAGCAUCUUCGGUAGCAGCUGUCAAGCCCCCAACCCUUCUGCCAUCCACCACGGCCUCAAAGACCUCAGCACAGGAAGGGAUGCUCAGGCCCCAGGGGGCCAGCUACAACCACCAAACCAGGCUGCACAGAGAGAGAGCAUUCAACCAUGGCUCACAGUCAGAGAGGCCAGACCAAGGAUUUCAUAUCUUGAUACCGACCACACUGGGCCUUUUUCUGUUGGCCCUUCUGGGGCUGGUGGCAAAAAGAGCCAUUCAAAGGAGGAAAGCCAGCUCCAGGCGGGUCCGCCGACUGGCGGUGAGGAUGAGUAACCUGGAGGCCUCCCACCAGCCCCAAUCACAGCGACCCCGCGCGUCGCACCGACCGCGCUCCCAGAGCAAUGUCUACAGCGCCUGUCCCCGGCGCGCUCGGAUGCCGGACCCCACGGGGCAGAGGGCGGCUUCUCUUCCGGAUCCCCCAGCAGCGGCGCGCCCCGCCCCGCAGCAGAUAUCUGAAUCCCCCUGGUUCCAUGACCAAUAUUUGAAGACUAGCUGUGAAUAUGUGACCUUGUGCCACCAGCCUGCUGCCAAGAUGGAGGACACUGAUUCAAAUGAUUACAUCAAUAUUCCCAGCCUGACUCACCUUCCCAGCUGUCCCCGGGGGCCCAGACCUUGGUGUCAAUGAGUCUUAUCUAUCUGCUGAUUUCUAAUAUCACCUCCAGGGGAAGUGAGCCUUCAUCACUUCCCAUCCCCAAGUCAACUCUUAGCUGUCUCUCUGUGCCCUGACUCUCCCUCCAGCUUAUCUUGUGGCUCCAGACAUGCAGAUCACUUGUCUGGGUGCCACUGACUUCCUUUCUGUGCCAUUGAACAGGCUGUGGAAUUUGCAGGGUGUUUCAUCAGUGUCUUUGGUCACUGGGUGGUUGCUGUCCUGGCUCUAGUGUGCCUGGUGUCAGGCUGGAGCGUAGGAAUGGCUGCCACUUCAGAAGCUUUGGUCUCAAACAAACAGAAGGCCUUUGGGCUGCAUCAUGAGGUUAUCCCUUGGCCCCAGGAGCUAGGAAGGGAUUUGAAAAUACCCCUGGGAAUGUCUUUGCCCUGAUCCAAAAGGUGGAGCUUGCCAGUGAGCUCUACUUAUCUUGAGCCCUGUGGUAAGGAUGAUUUAUUUUUAUGCAAUGAUGUCUUCUAAAAUUUCAGAAUCCAGCUUGUUAAUGAUAUAUAUGUACAUAUCUAUCUAUCUAUCUAUAUGCAUAAAUCCUCUUUAUGUCUCCCUCAUGUGCUACAGACAAGUAUUCUGACCCAGCAUCUCCCUCUUUUAGAAAUAGUCUUUAUCUCCUUAUCCUUCUCCCAUAUCCUAGCACAGAUAUUUGCAUAUGUGUUAACUUUGUUCUGUUUUAGCCAUUCCAAACCAUUACAACUCUCCGAUUUUAGAAAUGCAUCUCAUCUCUUUGCCAAUUCCAGACAAUACAUAGCAAGGUAUGGAAGGAAAGCAGUGUGGGGUUCCUCUAGGCUUUCCAAUAGCAUUUCUGUCAUGGAAGAAGAGCCAUCCUGCCUUCUACAUGUACUCCUUCUCUGAGGUUUUGGAGCAAUGUCAUAGUUGGACAUUAUCUUUGGAUUGAUGUCAACUAAAAGUCAGCCAGCGCUUGAGACUAGAGAGUGCCUAUUCUUGCCAUUAGGAUGAAGGCCUUUUCAGAUACACAGUCCACUUUCCUCUACUUUUGUCUAGAAAUAGAAAGGAAAGGCUGCCAAGCCUGAAUUGAAUUGCCUUUUAUUAGGAAGGAAUGUCAUCACAGAUUGACAUCACAGGUACACUGUGACAGGAAUGUCAUCACAGGUACACUGUCACCAUCACGAGUGUCAGCUUGAGAGUGAUGCCCUUUCAAAUAGCAGAUAGAGGAAGAAUGACUAGGAUAAGGAAAGUAGGGCACCCAAGGAGAAGGGGUAGGAAUGGGGUCAGAGUGCAGGCAAGAAAUGAAAUGUUAGUGAGAAUGCUUUGUGUUGGCACUUUAAUCGACCUGUUAUCUUUUAUCAUUUGCUUUCCAAACUGAUGUCCCUUGUCCCACCCCAAUGCUUUGCCCUUGCGUGAGAUUUCCAUGCAAACCUCAAUUUCGUAUCCCAGCAUCCACCAUUGUUCUUCAACAAUUCAACAGCAGGCAAAGUGCUGGCGAGUGGCUCAAUCAGUAAGAGUGCCUGCCUAGCAAGCAUAAGACCCUGAGCUCAAACACCAGUACCUCCAUAAAAAAAAUUCACCCAAAGGUAGACAAAAAACCACUUUAUUAAAUAUUUACUGAGCACCCAUCCACUGUUCCACACUGUUGCAGGGACCAUGGGAGGUUACAAAAACAAAACAAAACAAGAAAGCACGGGCACUACACUCUGCUGCCUUCAAGAAU
Molecule: messenger RNA, 3093 nt
Organism: Castor canadensis (American beaver)
Lineage: Eukaryota; Metazoa; Chordata; Mammalia; Rodentia; Castoridae
Gene: Fcmr
Product: Fc mu receptor
Cellular component (GO): plasma membrane
Molecular function (GO): transmembrane signaling receptor activity
Source: RefSeq, a predicted model, not a curated record